Messenger RNA from Stegodyphus dumicola, 1789 nucleotides. RefSeq names its product non-specific lethal 1 (gene nsl1). The record is from RefSeq and is a predicted model, not a curated record. NCBI's taxonomy places the organism in Eukaryota, Metazoa, Arthropoda, Arachnida, Araneae, Eresidae. Gene Ontology annotation, molecular function: histone acetyltransferase binding. Gene Ontology annotation, cellular component: NSL complex.
UUUGUACAUAAUCAGUAUAUUUGUACAAGUUUAUUAUUGUAAGGAUUUUAUUUUCUUUCAGAUAUUCCUUGGGAAUUGCAUGUAGGAACUGUGUUUAAGAAGACUGAGAGCCGAUAUCAGCCUGUGCAACCUUUAUCGCCAAUCUCAAAUCAAAGGAGACUAAGGCUGGGCAUCAAGGCAAAACAUUUUUCAGAUGCGAGAUCUCAUACCAGAAAACUGAAUCGAUAUGCAAGAUCUUUGCUUUCAGCAAAAUACAGAAAUAAACAUGUCCGAAGUUCAAAGCAUUUAAGAAAACAUGGGCUUAUUUUUGGAAAAUGGAGAAGGCUUCAAAAUAAAAGUUUUCACAUGCGUGAACGCAUGAGAAGAAUAUCUGUUGCAUCUAGUGCAAGUUCUCAUGAGUCUCCAGUUCCAUCACCUUUUUCUUUAUAUGAAGAUGGAUUUGACCAAUCAAAGAAACGCAGAGAUGAUAACCAGUUUGACAUAGAUGAUGUUAUCAUUCCCUGUAAUAGCAAAAGUGGACGCUUAGUAGAUAUACAGUAUAAAGAGAUUCUUAUUCCCAGUUGGAGGUACAGAGAAGUAACUGAUGUCGCUGAAGCAGAAACUGUUGAAACAGAAGAAACUGAGGAUAUUUUGGAGGAUACCUAUAUCAAACGACAUGAAAAAUUAGAAGUUGAAGAAAAGAAAAUGCUCAGAAGUAGUGCUUUAGGUUUGACUGGCAAGAGCAGAAGAGGAAGGCGUCAUCGUUGCGAUUCCCGUGCUGACAGCAGCGGUGCUAAUACUCCUGAUCCUGUCUUGCUUUAUAAUCAAGACAUAAUGUUUCAAGUUCCAAAUUCCAUUGUAACAGCGGGUCCAUCUUCUCCAGCUGCAUCUCCCCCUACUACGCCUAGUUCUGCAACAGUCAUGUCUGAUGAUUCUCAGCCUUCAUAUGGUAAUGGAUCACUUGCACGUUUUGAAAAACGAAAAUUUGUAAUUCAUAAAAAGACUUCUGAAGAAAAUGCUAAUGUACAUACUGCAACUAAUGACUGUGAUGGUGUACAACCUUAUGAACCUCAUAAAUUCCCACUGUCUGACAAAGAAUAUGAACAGCUACUUGCUGAGUCAACCCAUCUCUGUACAGAAGACACAGAUAUGACUUUGAGUGUCCCAAGUUUUCCAGCUUCUCCUGAAAGUUCUACUAGUAGUACUUCAACAGUUGAAGAAGAUGAGGACAUUACUGAUCCCGAAUGGACUGUUGUAAAAAGAGAUAAUGGUCCUGAUCAAGCAUUAGUUUUAAAGUUUGCCAAAAGAUGAAUAUUAUUAUGUGCAGUAGUUUGAUUUCUAUCUGCAUGACUUAAGUUUUUGAUGUACUAGCACACUACCUUGUUGGUUUCUGGUUGUUUUUUACUAGCACAUCAAGGUGUAAAUGUGGGCUUCGUUUGUAACUGGUACUUGUAAUCUUUGGAAAUACUGUACAAAUCAUCAUAAAAAACGUCCUGGUCAAGCCAUAUAUGUAAAUAGUUUGUAAAGUUUCUUUUCAUGAAAAUGCUGUUUCUGUAGAUACUAAUUGUAAUUAUGUGUUCCUGACGAGUCAUUGAUCAUAAAAAUAGCACCAAUUAAAUUAAUAUAGCCAAAGUAUGAUGAAGCAUUGAAUAUCAUCUGAAGGAAGAGGGUUAAAAAAAUCUUGUACUUAUGUAAAUAAUUGAUCAUGUUUUCCUACUGUUAAAAGUGCAUUUUGCUUUUAUGUUAGUUGUAUAGUUUGUUCAAAAGUGUAAGAAAAAGAAAAAAAAUAAAGACACAUUAAUUAGCUUUA